AUGUCGUCUGUGAAGAGGAAAUUGGUGAUUGUCGGCGACGGAGCGUGUGGUAAGACGUCGCUGUUGUACGUCUUCACCCUUGGCGAGUUCCCUACGGAGUACCAUCCCACUGUUUUUGAGAACUACGUGACAGACUGUAGGGUUGACGGUAAAGCUGUCCAGUUGGCGUUGUGGGACACAGCUGGGCAGGAGGAGUAUGAAAGGUUGAGACCUCUGAGCUACUCCAAGGCCCAUGUCAUUCUCAUCGCGUAUGCGAUUGAUAGUCCUGAUUCGCUGAACAAUGCCAGAAGAAAGUGGAGCAACGAGGUGUCGAGAUACUGUCCUGGAGCACCUGUGAUCCUUGUUGGACUGAAGAAAGACCUGAGAAAUAAUAGUAAUGAAAAGACCAACAGUCGGAAGUAUGUUCAGAAGCAACAAGGUGAAGAAGUUGCAAGGAUAAUUGGGGCUAAGAAGUUCCUGGAAUGCUCUGCUUUGACAGGUGAGGCAGUGGACGAUGUCUUUGAAGCUGCAACAAGAACCAGUCUAUUGGUGAGAGAUGAGGAUACCGGAUCAUCCUGCUGUGUCAUCUCGUGA
This is a messenger RNA of Williopsis jadinii, 573 nucleotides long. It is a transcript of the gene RHO2, whose product is annotated as Rho family GTPase RHO2. NCBI's taxonomy places the organism in Eukaryota, Fungi, Ascomycota, Saccharomycetes, Phaffomycetales, Wickerhamomycetaceae. Gene Ontology annotation, molecular function: GTPase activity; GTP binding. The record is from RefSeq and is a predicted model, not a curated record. The transcript has a single exon. The coding region runs from base 1 to 573 and encodes 190 amino acids. Gene Ontology annotation, biological process: small GTPase-mediated signal transduction.